This is a messenger RNA of Tricharina praecox, 816 nucleotides long. RefSeq lists its product as uncharacterized. The transcript is spliced from 2 exons. Bases 194 to 742 code for a protein of 182 amino acids. The record is from RefSeq and is a predicted model, not a curated record. Lineage: Eukaryota; Fungi; Ascomycota; Pezizomycetes; Pezizales; Pyronemataceae.
UUACCGUUCUCUCUAUCCUAUCACUCCCUCCGAAAACAUCAGGCUUCGCAAUCAUCCCACAACUUUACAGAAACCUAAAUCCCAGCCCACCCUUCAGAACCGCCAAUCCUCCUCACAAAAUCAUCUAAAGAGCAUCUACACAGCCCAUCACUAGCGAUGAAUCAAAACCCAGGCUUUCCGGGCUCCUACCCUGAUGAUCUUAUCUACAUACAGUUUUCCGACGGCAGCGAAACUGCGAUGGUGGUCAACGGGCACUACGUCCUCGCGAACGGUAACCAUCCGACCGCAAUCCUCGGCGCGCACGCGGAACACGCCCGGCGCAACGCAAUCCACCGCGGGAACGAGUACAUACACGCCCGCGAGAAUUACAUUAACAACUUCAUCGUUCCUGCUGUCAAUCCGCCAGCUCCGCCCGCCUGGGCACGGGCUGCUCCGCCGCCUCCUCCGCCUCCUCGAGCUCCCUAUUACCAGCCCGUACCCACCUGGGCUGCACCUCCUCAGGCUCCUCAUCGCCCACUCGUUCACCCGAUGGUCGUGCCGCCGGUGCCGCCGCCACCGCCCGGAUACGCGAACCCCGCGGGUUAUGAUAUGUUCUACCGCGUCGGCGAGGCACGUGGAUACGGUGGUCAGUUCUACUGGGGCCCUGAUCCUUAAAUACCCACGACACGUUUAUCCGCGGCGCCUACCUGUUCGUGCUGCUGUCGAAAUUCUGUUCGACUCUGAGGGGCGGGGGUUGCUUUAGGUGAUUCGGAGGUGGGAAAUGAAAAUGCGUUGGGGUUCGGAGACGGCUGUUUACACUGUACUUGUACUGGUCCU